This is a messenger RNA of Talaromyces stipitatus ATCC 10500, 1572 nucleotides long. Its product is annotated as sugar transporter, putative. The record is from RefSeq and is a predicted model, not a curated record. The transcript has 5 exons. Gene Ontology annotation, biological process: transmembrane transport; carbohydrate transport. The coding region runs from base 1 to 1572 and encodes 523 amino acids. Lineage: Eukaryota; Fungi; Ascomycota; Eurotiomycetes; Eurotiales; Trichocomaceae. Gene Ontology annotation, cellular component: membrane. Gene Ontology annotation, molecular function: carbohydrate:proton symporter activity.
AUGGGUCUCAAACUAUCGGACCGUCUUUCUGGAAGAUGGCUUCUGACAUUCGUCACCAUCGCUAAUGCAUGCUCAAUGGCCUGGUUCGGCUACGACCAAGGCGUCUUCUCCGGCGUCCUGAUCUCAGCUGACUUCAAAGCUCACUUUCCUGAAACCCGCCAUGCAAGCACCUCCGGCAUAACAACCAGCUGCUUCUCUCUGGGGGCAUUCUUCGGCGCUAUCUGUGCCUUCACGUUUGGUGACAAACUGGGCCGUAGGAAGACUGUCGCUAUGGGACUAGCCUUCAAUGUUGUUGGCGCUGUACUGCAGAUUGUUUCCUGGCAUUUACCGCAGAUGAUUGUUGGUCGGAUCAUUAAUGGGUUCGGAAUGGGAUUGACUUCUUCUACAUGUCCCGUAUAUCAGUCGGAAUGCUCAAGUCCCAGGUCCCGCGGUAAACUUGUCGUUGUCGGAUCAUUAUGCAACACAGCCGCGUUCUGUCUUGCUAGUUGGAUGAACUACGGUCUCUAUUUCCAGGGGAGUGCAUUGCAAUGGCGCUUCCCGCUAGGAUUCCAGUUGAUCUUUCCCGUCGUUGUUGGGACUGCACUCCUCUUCAUUCCCGAGUCUCCACGAUGGCUUCUCCUCAAGGAUCGACCCGACGAAGCCAUCCAGGUUAUUGCCCGCCUCGCAGGACCAGCUGUCGCAAUCGACGACCCGGAUGUCAUGGCACAGUUCCUAUCUAUCCAAUCUGCGCUCCAAGAAGAAAGAAAAGAUCGCCGUCCGAUCUUGGACAUUCUGCGCUCUCGCGAUAAAACACAGACCCUGCGCCGUUUGCUGCUUUCUUGCGGUACGCAAUUCAUGCAGCAAUUUAGCGGCGUAAAUGCGCUGGGAUAUUAUCUGCCUACGCUUUUGCAGCAAAGCGUUGGUCUAGGUGAGAAAAUGAGUCGGCUUUUGACCGCUGUCAAUGGGACGAUAUACCUGUUUGCUGCGUUUUGUUGUCUGCUUAUAAUUGACCGGUUCGGUCGUAGAAAGAUGAUGCUCUAUGGUUCUCUUACCAUGGGCUCAUGCUAUUUGAUAGCAUCAAUCAGUCUGAAAUAUGCGGAAAGUGACCCAUCUCGCAAGCAACUUCUCGGCCGCGUUACUACAGCCAUGUUUUUCUUGUACUACUUCUUCUACGGCACCAGUUUCGCAAAAGUGCCCUGGGUCUACAACUCCGAGGUCAAUUCAUUGGCCUGGCGUACUCGCGGCGCAGCAGCUGCGACAGCUACCAAUUGGAUGGGCGGGUUUAUCGUUACUCAGUUCACGAAAGUCGGAGUGAAUAAUUUACAUUGGCGGUUUUAUCUGAUAUUUGCGAUUAUUGUAUGGGCUUAUUUCCCCGUUGUCUUUUGCCUGUACCCCGAAACAUCGCAGCGGACACUCGAAGAUAUGGAUGAAAUAUUCAUUCAGAAUCCAUCACUGAUUGUCUGCGGAAAGCGUGCAUUGACCCAACGCGAACGACCAGUAGAGUUCAUUGAGGCUGAAGCGCGACGGAUUGCAGAGGAGCAAAAUGCCAUCGGAGGGAAAGUGGGAGCUAUCACACAUGUUGAGCAGGUUUAA